Aspergillus campestris IBT 28561 is the source of this 1406-nucleotide messenger RNA. It is a transcript of the gene pgkA, whose product is annotated as phosphoglycerate kinase pgkA. The record is from RefSeq and is a predicted model, not a curated record. The transcript has 4 exons. The coding region runs from base 45 to 1310 and encodes 421 amino acids. Gene Ontology annotation, cellular component: cytosol. Gene Ontology annotation, biological process: glycolytic process; gluconeogenesis. Gene Ontology annotation, molecular function: ATP binding; phosphoglycerate kinase activity; ADP binding. Lineage: Eukaryota; Fungi; Ascomycota; Eurotiomycetes; Eurotiales; Aspergillaceae.
CCAGCUCUUGCUAAUCAACCCCGCUUUCAAUCAGAACCGUCAUAAUGUCUCUCUCCAACAAGCUCGCUAUCACUGACGUCGACCUCAAGGACAAGCGUGUCCUCAUCCGGGUCGACUUCAACGUCCCCCUCAACGACAAGAAGGAGAUCACCAACAACCAGCGUAUCGUCGGUGCCCUCCCCACCAUCAAGUACGCCGUCGAGAAUGGCGCCAAGGCCGUCGUCCUCAUGUCCCACCUGGGCCGUCCGGAUGGCAAGAAGAACGACAAGUACAGCCUGAAGCCCGUGGCUGCCGAGCUGGAGAAGCUGCUCGGCCGCAACGUCAUCUUCUCCGAGGACUGCGUUGGCAAGCAGGUCGAGGAGAUCGUCAACAAGGCCUCUGGUGGCCAGCUCGUCCUCCUGGAGAACCUGCGCUUCCACCCCGAGGAGGAGGGAAGCUACAAGGAUGCCGAGGGCAAGAAGGUCAAGGUCGACAAGGAGCAGGUUGCUGAGUUCCGCAAGGGACUUACUGCUCUGGGUGAUGUCUAUAUCAACGACGCGUUCGGCACUGCCCACCGCGCCCACAGCUCCAUGGUCGGCGUCGAGGUGCCGCAGAAGGCUUCCGGCUUCCUGGUGAAGAAGGAGCUCGACUACUUCGCCAAGGCCCUGGAGAACCCCGCGCGCCCCUUCCUGGCCAUCCUCGGCGGCGCCAAGGUCUCCGACAAGAUCCAGCUGAUCGACAACCUGCUGCCCAAGGUCAACAGCCUGAUCAUCACGGGCGCCAUGGCCUUCACCUUCAAGAAGGCCCUGGAGGGCGUCAAGAUCGGCAACAGCCUCUUCGACGAGGCCGGCGCCAAGAUCGUCGGCGACGUCGUCGAGAAGGCCAAGAAGCACAACGUCAAGCUGGUCCUCCCCGUCGACUACAUCACCGCCGACAAGUUCGCCGCCGAUGCCAACACCGGCAAGGCCACCGACGCCGAGGGCAUCCCCGACGGCUACAUGGGCCUCGACGUCGGCGAGAAGAGCGUCGAGCUCUACAAGCAGACCAUCGCCGAGUCCAAGACCAUCCUGUGGAACGGCCCCUGCGGUGUCUUCGAGCUGGAGCCCUUCGCCAGCGGCACCAAGAACACCCUCGACGCUGUCGUCAAGGCCGCCCAGGACGGCGCCAUCGUCAUCAUCGGCGGUGGUGACACCGCCACCGUCGCGGCCAAGUACGGCGCCGAGGACAAGCUCAGCCACGUCUCCACCGGUGGUGGUGCCUCGCUUGAGCUCCUGGAGGGCAAGGACCUCCCCGGUGUUUCCGCUCUGUCCAGCACGGGUCCUAAGCUGUGAGAGCAGUACGCUUGGGUUUCUCGCCUGAACACUAUCGUCUAAUGAGUAUGGUUCACACUAAUGAGGGCAAUUGACUUGAUUCCUUGAAGAGACUGG